This is a messenger RNA of Chelonoidis abingdonii (Abingdon island giant tortoise), 1509 nucleotides long. Its product is annotated as membrane cofactor protein-like. The record is from RefSeq and is a predicted model, not a curated record. Lineage: Eukaryota; Metazoa; Chordata; Testudines; Testudinidae.
AUCAAUUGAACUAGAAAAUGGCAGGGUUGAUUUAACCAGUCUCCAGCCCCGUGCAACAGCAACCUUCUCCUGUAAUGACGGGGGUUUCUGUUUGGGUGCUGGGAGCUAAUGGCAGAAUACUGCUCAUAAAAUGCCACACCAGAUACAGAUUAAUUGGAACGACUUCUGCCCAAUGUGUGGCUAUGGGAAGUGAAGUUAAUUGGGAUAAGGAGCCUCCAUAUUGCCAAGCAAUACCUUGUCCUCCACCUCCUGGUAUCACCCGUGGAUCCCAUACAGGUCAGAGUGGACGAGAGUUUAUCUAUGGCUCAGCAGUAACUUACAAAUGUGACAAGGGCGUUUCUCUUAUUGGAGCAGCUUCCAUUCAUUGUACAACGAAAGAUAAGGUCAAUGGAGUGUGGAGUGGGCCUGCCCCUGAAUGCAAAGUGGUCAGGUGUCGAGAGCCAGAAGUCGAAAAGGGAAAAAAGCAAUCUGGGUUUGGACCUGACUAUUCGUAUGGAAACACUGUAAUAUUUGAAUGUGAUUCUGGCUACACUCUGAAGGGUAGCAGUUCAGUUAAAUGUGAAGCUAACGAAUCAUGGGUUCCAUCUUUGCCCACCUGUGUUGGGAGGAACACUGGUACUGUAAUUGCUAUUGGGAAGAUGCCUAUCAUUCUGGCAGUGCUGAUUACUAACUUAUUCAUCAGACAGUGAAGAUGAAAUUGGAAGAAAAUGGAGGGAAACCUCCUAUGAUUGCACUAAACUUCUCUUGUGAUCCCAGAUUCGUACAGUUGUAUUCAGCAUUGUGGAUUUUGCUGUUGCAAGCAAGAGCCUGUUGAGAUUUCUAUUUGGAGGUUUCUAUCUUGAAGUACUUAUUAUCCCUUUUAAAAUACAGAUUUAAUUAUGCCAAAGAUACUCAUAGAACUGCUGUAGGCUUUUGUUAAUUCACAUUUAUCCUCAGGUUUUUUUAAAUCAAAUCUCCAGAAUAAUCAGUGUUCCUUUGCUCUCAUGUCUAGGAAAUUCCAAAAACAACAACAAAAACCCCAAACUAUUCUUACCCCAAGUCUUGUGUUCAGGAUGUCCUCAGUUAGCAUCCCAGAGUGAAGUGCAUGGAUGUGUGUAAGACUCAGGUGUUCAGAGUCCAUGCUAUCAAAUUGUUUAAGUUUGCAUUGAGACCCAAAAUAAAUGACCUGUUUCCUUAUGAGCCAUUUCUGAUAAGUAAUCAGUAAAAUGGUUAUACUUGUGAGCAAAUUCUUCAGUGAUUCCGUGCCUAAACAAAAUGUCUUUAUUUUAACAUUUCAGUAGCUGAAAACAAGUUUGGUAGCAUUUACAGCAAGCUUAUUACAUUCAUGAAAUAAUUCUCUGCUGUGAAAAGGUGUUUAUAACCAAAUGGUGUGUUGUCAGUAGGACUGAAAACAUAAAUUAUUUGUAUAGAAUUUUAUUUGGUAACCUGCAUAUUUAUUGAAUGGAAAAAAAUGGAAUUUUGGUUGUACUUAAAUCUUUUUCUCUGAAUAAAAGGAAUAUAGUACAAAGA